AUGUUUUCGUUGAUAAUACUACUGAUAGUAUUCGUAUCUGAGAAAGCGAAUGGUUAUGUCUCGAAUAUGAAUUAUGUACCGAUGGGUACUAAUCCGACCCUGUAUCGGCCAGGUUAUGAUCCAGUCAUGCAGCUUGAUGCUGUCACCUUUCACGAUACUAUAUUCAUGCAAGAUCAUGCCUUUGUGGUUGAAUUCUACGCUGACUGGUGUGGACACUGUCGCGCCUUUGCUCCAUUUUACUUGGAGUUCGCAUCCUCCGUACGCUCAUGGGAAAAUGUUGUAACAGUGGCUGCAAUUAACUGCGCUGAUAUUGUCAACCAGAAGAUAUGUAGCGAUGAGGGAAUCAUCGGAUAUCCUAUGAUCCUGUAUUACCCUCGACAUGCCCGAAGCCGUGCCGAUGCAAUUAAGCUAGAGCCAAGACAUUCUUUACCGCAUAUGAAAAGUCAACUUACACAAGUUAUACGAAACGAAUAUAAUCAGUUUCGCUAUGCAGACUGGCCAGACUUCACCUACUUGACAACUGACAGUGCAAUGGAAUUGAGAAAUUUUUGGAAUCAAAUGAAUGAUUCACAUCAAUUUCUGGUCUUGCUAUUCGAGCAAUUCGAUAAUGUUGGUGUGGAAUUCUUGCUGGAUAUGUUUCCGCUCCAAAAAACGGUACUUACCAGGAGAAUUGUUGUUUCUUCACCUGUUACUCGGUCAUUCACUAUCACACAUUUGCCAUAUGUUUUGGUUUUCAAACGUAAUCAAGACAGUCCUAUCUAUCAAAAUCCAUAUGGUCAGCAGUCGUUGCAAGAAGUAAUGAGGAUAACAUAUGCGAUACAAAAGCAGCCUGUCCUUCCUGUCUCACCGGUACCAACACCUGUCAUGCGGCAGGAUAUCGUGCAGUGCGAGUUAUAUCACGAUAAAUGUCGUGAGUUAUACUAUGUGUCGGAGGUGGAUAUGCUGAAAGCAAUGCGCAUGGCAAUAUUCGAUGAAGUAAUUAAAACAGACAACAACAUUGCUGAUACGAACUUUACAGCACUUCUGGACUUCAUCAUCACUCUUGCUAAACAUUUUCCAAUUUACACAUCUAAUACAACAUCACAAACAACGAAUCAGAAAUCAUUCGCGGCCUUGAGGCAAAGCACACGAGCCAAAUCAGUCUUUUUGCAUCUUCGACAUUUUCUAGAAGCACACAGGGGAAAGCGUACAAUUUCGACGGCUGUAUGGCGAAAUCAAUUCCAGAAUAUUGAACGAGUGUAUGGCUAUCCGUUCCCGACGAAUGCUUCCUGGGAGCACUGUAAAGGUACAGCAUUAGGAUAUCGAGGCUAUACUUGUGGUCUAUGGACAACAUUUCACGCAAUCACUGUUAAUGCUUUCGUGCAAGGACUACAAUCACCGAUCAGUGUGCUGUUCAGUAUACGUGGUUGGGUAGCCAACUUCUUUGGUUGUCUGGAUUGUCGACGACAUUUUUUGCACAUGACAACCACUCUCUAUCCCUUAACUAAACGUCGGGUGCAAAAUACUUACGAUAUGAUGUUCUACCUUUGGCGUGCUCAUAACAUUGUUAAUGCCCGACUGCACGGAGAUAAAGCAACGGAAGAUCCACAAUUUGAAAAGCGACAGUUUCCACCAACUUUUCUCUGCUCAGUAUGCCAUUCAGACGGAAUGUUCAGCAGAAAAAAUGUCCGAGACUUCUUAGUCAACUUCUACACAGCAAUCAGGCCAUACAAUGGAACAAAUCAUGUUUCGAAUAGUCGAAAGCUUUCUUAG
Molecule: messenger RNA, 1752 nt
Organism: Loa loa (African eye worm)
Lineage: Eukaryota; Metazoa; Nematoda; Chromadorea; Rhabditida; Onchocercidae
Product: Erv1/Alr family protein
Exons: 10
Coding region: 1-1752 (583 amino acids)
Biological process (GO): protein folding
Cellular component (GO): Golgi membrane
Molecular function (GO): flavin-dependent sulfhydryl oxidase activity; protein disulfide isomerase activity
Source: RefSeq, a predicted model, not a curated record